Messenger RNA from Armigeres subalbatus, 1132 nucleotides. Its product is annotated as serine protease persephone-like. NCBI's taxonomy places the organism in Eukaryota, Metazoa, Arthropoda, Insecta, Diptera, Culicidae. Gene Ontology annotation, biological process: proteolysis. The record is from RefSeq and is a predicted model, not a curated record. The transcript is spliced from 5 exons. Bases 1 to 1101 code for a protein of 366 amino acids. Gene Ontology annotation, molecular function: serine-type endopeptidase activity.
AUGGACCACCCGGCACAUCCAAAAUGUGUCGACGUGGGUGAACAGGGAGCAUGGAGAGAAAAUGACAGUUGCACAUCAUUGGAUGGCACGUCUGGCGUUUGCUCUCUCCCCAACGAAUGUGCAUGGCUCGUGCAGAACGUAAUCCGCACAAAACGGGUUUCGUACGACGACGUCCCGAAAUGUGGCUUCACUCGAGAUGACGUUCUGGUUUGCUGCCCCAAGGGGGAAUCGAAUAGGUUCGGCGAUCAGGCACUCGGGAAAGCUGGUAAGGCGUGUCAGAACUUACCGCGAGGCACGUCAUAUAUCGCUCAGCACAUCAUCGAAGGCGUGGAGGCCGAAGACGGAGAAGUUCCAUUUAUUGCUGCACUGGGAUACAGCACUUCGGAAACUGGUCGAAAAUAUGCCUGGGGCUGCGGAUCAAGCUGGAUCGCAAAAAAGUUCCUACUGACGGCAGCUCACUGCGUGAGGGUUGUCCAACGACCGAUCAUAGCUCGCAUGGGUACAUUGAACUUAGAGGCUAACGAUGAUCAGCAUUUCCAGGAUUCAGAAUUGGAGAAGUUUUAUUCUCAUCCAAAUUAUACGUCCAAAAGCAAAUACCACGAUAUUGCGUUGAUUGAGCUUGUAACACCGUUUACGUACGAUCAGAACGUCAACAGAAUAUGUCUUCACGUGGACUCACAGGAUAUGGCAUCGACGCUAGUGCUGAGGGCUUCCGGUUGGGGUUUAACUGAUACUGAUAAAUCUCGAUCGGACGUUCUGCUUCGAGUGGAUCUGAAUACGGAGCCAUUGGACCGGUGUGCGUCCGAAUAUCGGUCUUUGGUCGGAGAUGCGCGUGGAAGCUUAUCGUCCGGUGUGAUACAACAGCAGUACUGUGCUAUUGGCAAGAUGCAGCCAUCCGGCAAACGUGGAGACUCAUGCGUCGGUGACUCGGGAGGUCCUUUAUACUAUACAGACAAUAAAGCUGAUCGGUUUUUCCUGGUGGGAAUCACCUCGUUCGGAUUGGGUUGUGGUGCGUCUGCCAGCAUUUAUACACGAGUAGCAUCUUACCUGGACUGGAUAGAGCCUAUCGUGUGGCCAGAUGCGGCCUCCUUGCAAGAUUAGAUUAAUAAAGCAGAUGGAAAACCAAUGGCGA